AUGCGCGUCUCUGCUUCUCGACGACUGCGCCAAAGGCAAGCGGAGGCGGGAUCCGCUGUUGCCUCGGCUGGCCCCGGGACCAACAAAAGUUCGGCAACUCGCCUCGUCGUCAAGAAAAAGCCGGCGGCCAACGUUUCCAUGGAUCGACAAAAGAAUCAAGUCGCCUCUGCAGCGAAAAAGUCCAUCGCCACCGCAACCAGCAAAGCGAGCAGUGCAUCCUCGAAGCAGGCCGCGGUGGCGAAGCAGCCUGCAGCUUCAGCCUCCAAGAAGACUAGCAAGAAGGCGAUCAGCAAGAAGACUAAGUCCCCCAAGGCCCCGGCAAAGCCCUCGAAGGCAUCGCUUGUCAAGGCCAUCAAAACCCGUGAAGGCAAGGGCUCGCAGGGAGCUGCUGAAAACGGGGGCGUUUUCACAAACGAGGCUCACUUCGAGUCGCCAGCAGGAACCUCUCCCGAGAAAUCGACUGCCACCAUGGCUCUUUCUCGUUCUUCAGCUGCUGCAAACAGCGGCCGCGUGUCGUCUGCGCACUCUCCCGCCAGCGCCUCCAAGACCGGCGAUGCCCGCAGGGGACAGCGCAACGCAUUUCCAGAGAAACGCAGCGGCGGCUUUUUCAGCUGGUUGUGGAGACUGUGGGGCUGA
Besnoitia besnoiti is the source of this 636-nucleotide messenger RNA. RefSeq lists its product as uncharacterized. NCBI's taxonomy places the organism in Eukaryota, Apicomplexa, Conoidasida, Eucoccidiorida, Sarcocystidae. The transcript is spliced from 2 exons. The record is from RefSeq and is a predicted model, not a curated record. The coding region runs from base 1 to 636 and encodes 211 amino acids.